Messenger RNA from Paramecium pentaurelia, 3240 nucleotides. NCBI's taxonomy places the organism in Eukaryota, Ciliophora, Oligohymenophorea, Peniculida, Parameciidae. The record is from the annotation of a GenBank genome assembly.
UCAUGUCACAAUCCUAUUUUUCUGGUCUUAUGAGUUGGUAUAUAUACAUAAUUGAAUAACUUAGGGUGAAAAAGCAUAAUGGUAAUAACCAAUUAGUUAUUGGUCAGAGAUCCAUCAGCCUAUUUAUCAUAAAGAUGUAUUUGCAUGAUCGACUAGUACAGAAAUCCUAAUACAAAUUGAAUUCAAACUAAUCAAUUCAAUUCAAGGAUUCCAUCUAAUAAAUAUGUUAAAUCUCAGAAUACAAUUAAAAAAAUAAUUUCGAAGAAGUACAAAAUCAGUUUUAUUUCUUAGAAACUAUUAUCUUAACUUACUCUUGUAGAUUAAGAUGAAAUAUUUGAUACUAUUUGUAUCAGAGGAGAUAUGAUUGAAAUAAUCACUUUGUUGAGAGAUUGUUCUAAUGGGAAGGCAUUUACAGAGUAAUUGAAGAUUAUUGAAAAUAAUAAGUAGUUAAAGGUUCAAGAUGCUAGUUGGUUUGAUUCUACUUAACCUUAAAGUUGUCUUAAUUGGAUAAUAAAUGAAUUUGAAAAGUAAGUAACUUUGCUCUAUUAUAAACACAUUAAUUUCAUUAAUCAUUAAUGCAUUUAAUAAUAUUGGAUAAACAAUGGAAAUAAUAUAAGGAAAAAAGUAACUGAUUGUAUUUAAAAUGUCAUUAAAAUAGAUCAAAAUAUUCUUCUUUAAUAAUAUUCUAAUUUCAUUAAGGAUCAUUCAAUCAAUCUUUAAAACAUUCUUAAUAAGUUUAAUGAUAAUUAAAUUGAAUCUAUAUUCUAUUUACCAUUACAUAAUGCUUUAACUCUUUAAAGUGUUUGUGAAAAAUUGGUGCUUUAAAUAAUUAGAGAAUCAUAUAAAUAAUCAAUAUUAUAGGAAUUAGAAUGUUUAACAAAGAAUGAUUAAAAUUUACAACCACAAUAAGUAUCAUAAUAGAAAUUAAAGAAAAAGAAGAAAUAAAAUAAAUAAAAAAAGUUAGUACAAUAAACAACAUAGAAUUAAUUGCCUAUUGUUAUUUAGAAAGAGUAAGAAAAUUUAGAUGUUAUUACUGAUGAUAAUUAAGACACUGAAGAUUGGAUUAUAGUGACUAAAAAUAAAAAAUAGAAAUGUCCUAAUCAUAUUAAUCAAACUUGUUCAAAUAAAGAUAAAUAAUAGAGUAUAGAAUAAUAAGAACAAUAAUCUUAAAUAAAAGAUAAUAAGAUUUCAAUGGAAAUUGAGGAAAUAAGUAAGAAUAACAUUCAAUAAUAAUCAUAAUAAUAAGAUAUAAUGUAAUAAUAAGAGUAAUAAUUAACAUAAUCAGAUUAAUAAAUAUAAUAAAAAUAAUCAGAUUUAUAAUAAUAAUAAUAAUAUGAUUAGAAUUUAAGUACACCUGAAAAGAAAAAGUUAAUUAGAAAGAAUUUAGUGUUACCUAAGAAGGUUGAAUAAAAUGAAGAUCUUAUUGAUGAAAAUCUUAUGAAUCAAUCCUUUUAAUAAAUGAUCAAAAAAUUAGAUCUUGAUAUUAAAGAAUUUAUAGAUUAAAUAAGAAGAGAAAAUGAUUAACAAUUUCCAAUUAGAUAGCUAAUUUUUAACAGAAUUCAAUUCACAAUUUAAUUAUUAUUUAAAGAUGCUGGUGUAUUUCUAUUUGGAUCAUGUGCAACAAGAUUGGCACUCCCUGAUAGUGAUAUUGAUAUUGGAAUCACUGGUCUGGAAACUCAUUUAUUAAACUAAAAAAUGGAUAUUAUAAUUGAAUUCUUAUGUAAAAUGAAUUGGAUUAAACGUAUAAAGUAUAUUCAUUUAUUAAUAUUAGACCUAUCUAUCCUACAUAAAAUACUUUACCUCUUAUAAAAUUAUGGGUUGAUCCUAGUAUUCCAUUUAGAAAUGGAAAUAUGAACUUACCUCAUAUAGAUCUUGUUUGCCAAUCAUAAUUGAUUUAAGUAGAUAUUAGUUUCUUUGGACACAUAUAACAUUAAGGAUUGACAUCAACAGAACUCACUUGCUAUUGGCUCUAAGAAUAUUAAGAGUUAAAAACUAUCACUCUUGUAUUUAAAAGUUUACUUAAAAAGAGAGGAUUAAAUGAUUAAUCUAAAGGUGGAAUUUCAUCGUUCUGUUUAGUACUAAUAGUUGUGGCCUUUCUGGAGUACUAUUAUUAAUAAAACGCUGAAUUUCAUUCAAUUGGAUUGGCAACAUAUAAAUUUCUAGAAUUUUAUGGAACCAAAUUCAAUCCUCAUUCUAUGGGAAUAUUUUAUAAAGGCUUUGACUAGAAGUAUUCAUUUUAUUAAUCAUUAAUAGUCCAUUUUUUUAUUUGGAAAAAGAGGACUUCUAGUUAACAAUAAUUAGUCCUAUUACUUAUGAUAUCAUUAGUCAGAGUAGUUCAUUUGUAUAGACUAUACUUUAAGAUAUCAACGGACUAUUCAAUGCAUGUGAAAAUGAAACUAAAUUCUUCUAUGAGAAAGCUAAAUUUAAUAAGAAAAAGAGAGGAAAGAAAGAGGAACGUAAUUUAUUUUAUAAGGAAUUUGCAAAACUUACACCACUAUUUAGUACUUGAUUAUAUAUAUAAAUAUUAAAUUGAAUGAGUACACCAAUUAAGAUUGUGAUGCUUGGAGAGGGUGAGUCAUAUUGAUUUAAUCUUUAGGCAGAGUAGGAAAGACUUGUUUAACUUUGAGAUAUUGUUAAGAUCAAUUUAAUGAGAAUUAAGAAUCAUCAGUCAAUGCCACAUAUUUUGAUAAAGUUGUAGACCUUGGAGGUGGUAAAGACAUUAAAUUGGCAAUCUGGGUAUUUAAAUAUUUAAUUUCUAAAGGACACUGCCGGUUAAGAAAUAUUUCAUGCAUUGACCACAGUAUAUUAUAGAGAUGCAUAUGGAGCUGUACUUGUUUAUGAUGUCACUUAUAAAGAAUCAUUUCUUAAAGUACAACAUUCAAAUCUACUUAUAGGUAGAAAAAUGGGUAGAAGAGUUAAGACAAUUUGGAACUAAAGAUAUUUCAAUUGUUGUUGCAGGAAAUAAAUGUGACAUGAAAAAUUAAAUGUAAAUUGAUAAAAACGAAGUCGAAGAAUAUUGCAAAAAGAUUGGAGCAAAACAUUUCUUUACUUCAGCCAAAGCUGGGAUUGGAAUUACUGAAUUAUUUAGAUCUUUAGGCGAAAGUAUACAUUAAAUUAACUUAGGCAUCUCAAUCAAAGUCUAGGCUUAAGAAAGCAAAGGCAAGAAAAAGAAAGGUCUCUAAAUCAAAGAUGUUAAAGACACUAAGAAAUCAAACUCAAAAAAUGAUGGAUGUUGUUGAA